AAGAAAGAAACCCCCCUCCCUAGAGAACACGAAAAGAGUAAAAGUAAAAGAGCAAGCUUGAUCUUACCUGUGAUCUAAUUAUAUAUAAGAACUCUCUCUCUCUCUCUCUCUGUUUGAGAGAAGUCACAGUCCCCACUUUUUCCAGACAUGAAGAGACUUGGCAGCUCAGAUUCCUCGGGUGCUCUGAUGUCCAUCUGCCCACCUUCAGAGGAAUUGCAACACAGUCCAAGAAACGGCAACCCCAUCUACAACGGCAGGGACCUGCAGUCCAUGUUGGAGCUGGGCCUCGACGAGGAAGGCUGCGUGGAGGACCAUUCCGCCGGGCACACCGCCGGCGAGAAGAAGAGGAGGCUGAGCAUCGACCAGGUCAAGGCCCUGGAGAAGAACUUCGAGGUCGAGAACAAGCUCGAGCCGGAGCGGAAGGCGAAGCUGGCCCAGGAGCUGGGGCUGCAGCCGCGGCAGGUGGCCGUGUGGUUCCAGAACCGCCGCGCGCGGUGGAAGACGAAGCAGCUGGAGAGGGACUACGGCGUGCUCAAGGCCAACUUCGAUGCCCUCAUGCUCAACUUCGACGCUCUGAAGCACGACAACGACGCCCUUCGCAAGGAGAUACAGGAACUGAAAUCGAAACUCCGCGAAGAAGACAAACCCGAGAGCAACCUUUCCGUCAAAGAAGAGGUCAUAAUGCCCGGCCAGGACUCCGACAAGAUCCGGGCCCCGGAUGACGGGGACGAAGCCAAGGCCUCUCCUCCCCCUCCGAUUGCUGCCCCGCCUUGCGAGCUGAGCUUCAACAACGGCGGGCUCAAGGACGGGUCGUCUGACAGCGACUCGAGCGCUAUCGUGAACGAAGAAAACGCCGCGACCAGCAGCAGCAGCCCGAACCCCGCCGUCCAGAGCCACGGCGGCUUCUUGAAAUUCAUCGGGUCGUCAUCCUCCUCGGCCUCCCCGCCGCCGCAGCCGUCUUCCUUCAGCGGGUGCUUCGGCUUCCAGUUCCAGAGAGUGUACCAGCCUCAGCCUCAGCCUCCUCACCACCACCACCACCACCACCACCAGAGUCAGUACGUGAAGAUGGAGGAGCACAAUUUCCUCGGCGGCGAGGAGGACUGCAACUACUUCUCCGACGAGCAGGCUCCGACGCUGCAAUGGUAUUGCCCCGAUCAGUGGAACUGAUGGAUCCGAACCUUCCUUCGGUCGACGGAACUGCAGAUUAGAGAGAGAGAGAGAGAGACAGAUGGAGGGCGAAAAAAACAGAGGGAAUCCCUAGCGUUGCGUGCUUGGGAAGCGAUACGAAUUUUCGGGUACAUGAUCGCGUGAAUCACUUCGACCUCGCACGACAUGAUACGAUACGACGAGAGUAAGAUCGAGAGAGGGGGUUCGGGUGCGGACCGGGAAUUCAAGUAGUAUGCGGUUCCUUAUUGCAGGGUGGCAUUCCAAGUUAUAGGAUGCAAUUGAGAUUGAAUAUGAUGAUGCGAUUUGCUAAUGUUUUUGUUCGCUCUUGCGACGGAUCGUGAGAACUAAAGCAUGGACAGGCCGGGUCACAUGAAAUUUCUAAACCUUAAGACAAUAUCAAGACGUGAUCAAUUAUAUUCCUGAUCAACCAAUAGGCAGCAAAUCUGACCAAAAAAGAGAAACGAAAUUGGGAAGCAACGAUUGGCUUAUCAUAACGCGAGUUGCCAGUGUCGACUAGUCAAAAUUCGGUGAUUAGAGGUAGGGAAAGCUAUUCGUAACAAAUGCCUUGUGGACCCUUGACAACAAUCCACAGCGAUAGCAAUUAGGGUUGUUGACAAAUGGGACAAGGCGAGAAUGCGGUUCUCGAGAGGCAUUUGGGUUAAAAGCCCACUUGAGAUAAUGCCCAUUUUGACUUAGCCUAUAUCUAUCGAGUUUCAUUGUUUUAUCUUUUGAUGUAUAGGUAUAAACACUUUCUCAAGAGGUCAUUUAUCUUGGUAUUGCUAUCACCUAAGCAUGCUUGAUAUCAAAAUUCGAAUGCUAAAUGAUGUUGUUACGUCAAAAUGCACCUCUUGUAGUUAAUUGCUAAAUCACAUAUAUAAUUAUGUAGUGCUCUCUCCUUAUUCAGCAUGUAAUUUGGUACAAUCUUGACCCCUUCGCCGUUGUAAAAGUCUGCCGUGAGCUUCUCCUUA
This is a messenger RNA of Syzygium oleosum, 2135 nucleotides long. Its product is annotated as homeobox-leucine zipper protein ATHB-6-like. The coding region runs from base 148 to 1167 and encodes 339 amino acids. Gene Ontology annotation, biological process: positive regulation of DNA-templated transcription. The transcript is spliced from 3 exons. Gene Ontology annotation, cellular component: nucleus. Gene Ontology annotation, molecular function: DNA-binding transcription factor activity, RNA polymerase II-specific; sequence-specific DNA binding. The record is from RefSeq and is a predicted model, not a curated record. NCBI's taxonomy places the organism in Eukaryota, Viridiplantae, Streptophyta, Magnoliopsida, Myrtales, Myrtaceae.